Molecule: messenger RNA, 2748 nt
Organism: Haliotis rubra (blacklip abalone)
Lineage: Eukaryota; Metazoa; Mollusca; Gastropoda; Lepetellida; Haliotidae
Exons: 1
Coding region: 1-2748 (915 amino acids)
Biological process (GO): DNA integration
Molecular function (GO): nucleic acid binding
Source: RefSeq, a predicted model, not a curated record
AUGGAUGAAUAUGCAGAUGUAUUUGAAGGCCUAGGACUAUUCCCAGGUGAACACAGCAUCCGCACGAACCCAGAAAUAUUACCAGCUGUCAAUGCCCCGAGGAAUGUACCUGUUGCUUUGAGAAACAAGGUAAAAGAAGAAAUUGAAAGAAUGGAGAACAUAGGCGUCCUUAUCAAAGUUGAUGAGCCAACCCCCUGGGUGAAUUCGAUGGUAGUAGUUGAAAAGCCCAAAUCCAACAAGGUCAGAAUUUGUCUUGAUCCCAAGGAACUUAAUAAAGCAGUACAAAGGGAACACCACAGAAUUCCAAACCUUGAUGAUGUUAUAUCCAAACUUGCAGGCAGCAAAUACUUCAGCAAGCUGGAUGCCCGCAGUGGAUACUGGCAGAUAAAACUAACAGAAGAGAGCUCAAUGUUGACUACCUUCAACACACCCUAUGGCAGAUACAGGUUCACAAGAAUGCCCUUUGGUCUACAUUCAGCACAAGAUGUAUUCCAGAAGCGAGUUGACGAAACAUAUGAAGGCCUUGAUGGUGUUGACGCAAUCGCAGACGACAUCCUCAUCUAUGGGCGGACAUUAGAAGAACAUAAUACUCACCUCAGAGCAGCAUUACAACGAUCACGUGAAAGGGGCGUGAAAUUGAACAAAGACAAGUGUGUCAUCGGAGUGAAUGAAGUCACUUACUUCGGACACAAAUUCACAAGUCAAGGCCUUAUGCCAGAUCCAGUGAAAGUCACUGCCAUCGUCAAUAUGGAUCCUCCGGCCAACAAAGAGGAACUGCUUACUAUCCUCGGAAUGGCAAACUACCUAGCCAAAUUUGUGCCAAACUUGUCUGACAUCACAGCACCCCUAAGGAUGUUAACAAGGCAAGACGCAGCGUGGCAUUGGGAUGCAACACAGGACCAAGCCUUCAGUCAUCUCAAGACCAUGUUGUCAUGCGAACCAGGACCAGUACUCCAGUACUUCAACCCAGAAAAAGAAGUCACUCUACAAGUGGAUGCCUCAAAAUAUGGGUUAGGCUCAGUCAUGCUCCAGGAAGAUAGACCUGUGGCGUACUCCUCAAGGACAUUAACGGUGACUGAACAAAACUAUGCUCAAAUUGAAAAGGAGCUGUUAGCAAUAUGCUUUGGAGUGGAAAGAAACCAUCAAUUUCUCUAUGGCAGAGAAUUUACCGUCCCCUCUGAUCACAAGCCCUUGGAGUCAAUCAUGAAGAAACCACUGGCCAUGACCCCACCACGACUUCAACGAAUGUUACUCCGCCUACAGAAGUACCGUUUUGAGGUAAAAUUCAAGCCAGGGAAACAAAUACCAGUUGCUGAUGCACUGUCACGUCACCCACUGAAGGAGACAGCAUCAGACAUGGAAGAUCUGGACACACAAAUACACAUGGUCCUAUCAUCCUUGCCAGUGUCAGACAACAGACUUACAGAACUCAAGGAACAAACAAGUGAAGACAAACAAAUGAUAGCACUUACACAGAUCAUCAAGGCUGGAUGGCCAAACGACAAGUCCAGCUGCCCCAAAAUUGUCGCAGAUUUCUGGUCAGUACGUGAUGAGCUGUCGUAUGGAGAAGGCUUAAUUCUUCGCGGGGACAGAAUAGUGAUACCCAGCACAAUGAGGAAAGAAAUGCUCUCCAAAGUACACACCGGACACAUGGGCAUGGAGAAAACCAAACGGCGUGCACGAGAUGUAUUAUAUUGGCCUGGAAUGUCCUCCCAGAUAGACGACCUAGUCUCAAGCUGUGGAAUCUGUCAAGAAAACCAAAUGUCAAACCCUAAAGAACCACUUACACCUCAUGAAAUACCAUCACGCCCCUGGCAGAUGAUAGGCACAGAUCUAUUCCAACUAGAAGGCUGCCACUACAUCAUAGCAGUGGAUUACUACAGCAGGUUCUUCGAAGUCACAAGUCUCCAGGACACAAAAUCUUACACAGUGAUCCAGAGGCUAAAAGGUUUCUUUGCUCGUCAUGGCAUCCCGGAGGUAGUUAAAUCAGAUAACGGCCCACAGUACAGCUCUGAUGAAUUCAAGAAUUUCUCUAAAGCCUGGAACUUUAACCAUGUCACCAGCAGCCCAGGUUACCCAGCAUCCAAUGGCCUGGCAGAGAAAACAGUCCAAACUGCUAAAAGACUAUUGUCCAAGUCCAAACAAGAUAAACAAGACCCAUACCUAGCAUUGUUGGAGUACAGGAACACCCCAAUUGACAACAUAGCAUCACCAGCACAAAUGAGCAUGAGUCGCCGUCUCAGAUCUAUCCUACCAGCAACCCACAAACAGCUACAGUCCCAGACCAUUAAUUGCUCGGAUGCCAAGGAGAAACUACUCAACAAACAGCUGAAACAAAAACUCUUCUAUGAUCAGAAGGCACAUGCUCUUGCACCUCUUAAAGGACAUGAUGUUGUUCGCAUGCAAACCCCCUCAGGCAAGUGGCAACCAGCCAGAAUAGUUCAACAGAUGGACACCCCAAGAUCAUAUCUAGUCCGAACACAGGCUGACAAGGUCUACCGCCGAAACCGCAGACACCUCUCUAAUCCCAUCAAGAGAUGUAUGUUCACAGAAGAGGGUGAGGCCAAUCACCCCAUACAACCAGAUCAAAAUCAGCAGCAACAUCACAACACCGACCAUCAGCACCAACACAACAAUCCCUGUACUAACACAGCUGACUCAGCUAAUGCCACUCACAAUGAAAGGCAACCCAAGACCUUCACUGCAAGUGGCAGACCAGUUUUCAAGCCGUCAAGAUACGAUGCCUAA